Messenger RNA from Penicillium brevicompactum, 2547 nucleotides. RefSeq names its product DNA-dependent ATPase RAD54. Gene Ontology annotation, molecular function: hydrolase activity, acting on acid anhydrides; DNA translocase activity; ATP-dependent chromatin remodeler activity. Gene Ontology annotation, biological process: reciprocal meiotic recombination; double-strand break repair via synthesis-dependent strand annealing. Lineage: Eukaryota; Fungi; Ascomycota; Eurotiomycetes; Eurotiales; Aspergillaceae. Bases 1 to 2547 code for a protein of 848 amino acids. The record is from RefSeq and is a predicted model, not a curated record. Gene Ontology annotation, cellular component: nucleus. The transcript is spliced from 6 exons.
AUGACUAAGCAGGAUAAGGCACCGAUGAUCACGAGCGCGUUGAACAUCGAACUUUACAACUAUCAAAGCUUUAUCAUUGCACAGGCGUUGUUUUGGAGAUAUCUUCGUUUGGAAUUUGGUCUGAUGUAUCGAUCACGACCGGCUGGUGGCGACGGCGGCGUCAAGACCCCUCUACAACCCAAAUCGGUGAACUCACAGACCUCGGUCGAUCGCUUAGUAAGGCCUUUCAAAUGCCCCGGAACUGCGACGCCAACACGAGCAUCCGAGAAGCCAUCGAGAAAGAAGCGAAAGGUCAAUUACGCCAAUGCCGAUGGAAGUGUCGAGGAUGGCGAGAAACCGUACACAAACGAGGAUAGACUCGCUCUGGCAACGAGAGAGGCAAAUAAGUUCCCUGUCUUCAAACCCAGGGAUAAGGAUACGGCCUUCCGAUCUCGAUUUCAGGUUCCGUUGUUGAACAAAGACACAGGCGAGUACAGCGCUGGGCGGGCUGCCCCGACAUUGGGUAUGCGACGCGGUGCGACAUUUGUCGUCAAGCCGCUGCAUGAUCCAAGCGGAGAGUUUGCUAUUGUGUUAUAUGACCCAACGGUGGAUGACGUUGCUGAAGAACCCGCGCCCAAAAGCUUGGAAGCACCCUCAGAAGAAACUCCGACCAUUGAUGAACCGAUUAUGCAUAAAAGUUUGGCUGAUAUCCUGGGCCUCAAGAAGGAUGUGGAAGAACGGCCGAAGGUGCCUGUUGUUCUCGAUCCGAGAUUGUGCAAAGUUCUUAGGCCACAUCAAGUGGAGGGCGUGAAGUUCCUUUAUCGAUGCGUUACUGGGUUGGUUGACAAGAAUGCCAAUGGGUGCAUUAUGGCAGAUGGUAUGGGACUGGGCAAAACGCUUCAAUGCAUCGCGUUGAUGUGGACACUUCUCAAACAAUCAUCUGAGGCAGGGAAAACUACAAUCCAGAAAUGCGUUAUAGCAUGUCCCUCGAGUUUGGUCGGGAAUUGGGCUAAUGAAUUGGUCAAAUGGCUUGGAAAGGAUGCCACAACACCAUUCGCAAUAGAUGGAAAGGCCACCAAGGCAGAGCUUAUAGCUCAAAUCAAGCAGUGGGCAAUCGCAUCAGGGCGUGGUAUCGUCAGACCGGUUCUCAUUGUGUCGUACGAGACACUCCGCAUGUAUGCGGAUACUUUGAAUGAUACGCCUAUUGGACUUUUGCUAUGUGAUGAAGGCCACCGUCUGAAGAACAAGGACAGUCUGACAUGGACGGCCCUGAACCAACUCAAUGUCACCCGUCGGGUAAUUCUUUCAGGAACUCCCAUCCAGAAUGACUUGUCCGAAUACUUUGCUCUUCUCCACUUCGCUAAUCCAAACGUUCUUGGUUCCCAAAUGGAGUUCCGAAAGAAGUUUGAAUUGCCCAUCCUAAAGGGCCGAGAUGCAGAAGGCACAGAUGAGGAAAAGAAGCUGGGAGAUGAACGGUUGAAAGAGUUGUCUGGGGUUGUCAACAAGUUCAUCAUCCGCCGGACUAAUGAGCUCCUCUCAAAAUACUUGCCCGUCAAGUAUGAGCAUGUUGUAUUCUGCAACAUGUCGCAAUUCCAGCGCGGUCUAUAUAACCACUUCAUUCAAAGCCCAGAGAUCAAGAGUUUGCUUCGUGGAAAGGGCAGUCAGCCACUGAAAGCAAUUGGUCUUCUGAAAAAGCUUUGCAAUCACCCGGAUCUUCUUGAUUUGGAAAAGGAUCUGCCAGGAUGCGAGCAUGCUUUCCCCGAAGACUACACGCCUCCUGAUGCUCGAGGCCGCGACAGAGAGAUCAAGAGUUGGUACUCAGGGAAGAUGAUGGUGCUUGACCGCAUGCUGGCCCGAAUUCGACAAGACACCAACGACAAGAUCGUUCUCAUUAGCAAUUACACCCAAACGCUGGAUCUGUUCGAGAAACUAUGCCGGUCUCGUGCUUAUGGUUGCUUGAGGCUUGAUGGAACAAUGAAUAUCAAAAAGCGCACUAAACUAGUUGACAAGUUCAACGACCCGGAUGGCCCAGAGUUUGUGUUCCUUCUGAGUAGUAAGGCUGGUGGAUGCGGUUUGAACUUGAUUGGCGCCAACCGGCUGGUGCUCUUCGAUCCCGAUUGGAAUCCGGCUGCCGAUCAGCAAGCGUUGGCACGAGUGUGGCGAGACGGACAAAAGAAGGACUGUUUCGUCUACCGUUUCAUUGCGACCGGCUCAAUCGAAGAGAAGAUAUUCCAGCGCCAAUCUCACAAACAGUCUCUUUCGACCUGUGUCGUUGACUCUGCGGAAGAUGUGGAACGCCACUUCUCCUUGGAUUCGCUACGAGAACUCUUCCAAUUCAAGCCGGAUACUCGCAGUGAUACACAUGAUACUUUCAAAUGCAAGCGAUGUCGACCCGAUGGCACGCAAUACAUCAAGGCUCCAGCGAUGCUGUAUGGAGAUACGAGUUCGUGGAAUCAUUUUGUCAACACUGGCGAGCAAGGCCCGUUGAACCAGAUUCAAGACCUGCUUCUGCGCCAAGAGACUGGAGAGCAGGACGUCUCUGCUAUUUUCCAAUACAUCAGUCACUGA